Hemibagrus wyckioides is the source of this 4307-nucleotide messenger RNA. It is a transcript of the gene uba7, whose product is annotated as ubiquitin-like modifier activating enzyme 7. The coding region runs from base 115 to 3159 and encodes 1014 amino acids. Lineage: Eukaryota; Metazoa; Chordata; Actinopteri; Siluriformes; Bagridae. The record is from RefSeq and is a predicted model, not a curated record. The transcript is spliced from 24 exons. Gene Ontology annotation, molecular function: ubiquitin activating enzyme activity. Gene Ontology annotation, cellular component: cytoplasm; nucleus. Gene Ontology annotation, biological process: protein ubiquitination; DNA damage response; ubiquitin-dependent protein catabolic process.
UUUCCGUAACUCUGUGUGAUUCAGGCAGAAACGAAAGUGAAAAUGAGAAAGUGAUUUCUGAGAGCUCUUUCACUGAAAACACAGCUGAGUAUAUCAGUAUAUUAUUCCACAACCAUGGAGCAGACUGACAUAGACGAGGGGUUAUAUUCCCGGCAACUAUAUGUCCUGGGCCAUGAUGCAAUGCGGCGUAUGGGAGAGGCCAGUGUACUUAUUUGUGGGAUGAGAGGUCUCGGGGUGGAGGUGGCCAAGAACGUAAUUCUGGCUGGAGUUGGUUCAGUCACCAUCCAGGAUGAGGGGACGACCGAAUGGGGUGACCUUUCCUCUCAGUUUUACCUAAAAGAGAGUGACCUGGGCAAGAACCGAGCAAUUUGUUCUGAAAAACACCUUGCCCAGUUAAAUAGCCAUGUUCGACUUUCCAUCCAUACCGAAACUCCAAAUAAGGACUUUUUGCACAAAUUCCAGGUGGUGGUUCUGACAGAUUCAUCAUUAGAAGAGCAGCUUUCAGUGGCUGCAUUCUGCCACUCCAACAACAUCAAAUUUAUUUUGGCUGACACCAAAGGACUUUGUGGGCAGUUGUUCUGUGACUUUGGAGAAAAUUUUCUGGUCAAAGACGCCGACGGGGAUCCGCCAAAUGUGUCCAUGAUUGCACAUGUUUCCAAGGGAAAUCCAGGUAUAGUCACAUGCACAGAUGACCAGGCUGCCUUCUCAGAUGGCAUGCAUGUUGUCUUCUCUGGGGUUCAGGGCAUGACCGAGCUCAACAGCUAUGGGCCUACUGAAAUCAAAAUGAUAGGCCACUACUCCUUCAGCAUUUGUGACACUUCAAAUUUCUCUGAAUUUGAGAAAGGUGGCGUGGCAACUGAAGUCAAAGAAACAAAGACUCUUAGUUUUCUACCUCUAGAUGUUGCUUUGAAGAAAGUGAUGCAAGGUCCCGAUCUAUUGGUGUUCACUGACUAUGGGAAAGUUCAGAAACAUCAAUCUCUUCACCUGGCCUUCCAAGCGCUGCAGGAGUUUCAACAGAAAUACAAUCGACUGCCCAAACCCAGGAACCAGGAGGAUGCUAAUCUGCUGCUCACCAUGACGAAGCAGCUCAGUGAAGCUGCACAAUUUGACAAGCUUGAUGAGGACGUCGUGAGGAAACUGUCUUUUACUGCCAGGGGCAAUUUGGCUCCCAUCAAUGCUUUCAUUGGAGGACUGGCUGCCCAGGAGGUGAUGAAGGCUUGCAGUGGGAAGUUCACUCCUCUCAAACAGUGGCUCUACUUUGAUGCUCUGGAGUGCCUUCCUGAGCAGGAGGACUGUGACAGAGGGCUGACAGAAGAAGCCUGUGCUCCAAGAGACAGUCGCUAUGAUGGUCAGAUUGCUGUCUUUGGCUCUGAAUUCCAAGAGAAACUGAAGAAACAGAGGUAUUUUCUGGUGGGUGCUGGUGCCAUUGGCUGUGAGCUUCUGAAAAACUUUGCUCUGAUUGGCCUCGGAGCUGGAGAGGGCGGCCACAUCACAGUGACAGACAUGGAUUCGAUCGAGAGGUCAAACCUGAAUCGCCAGUUUCUGUUUAGGUCUGAGGAUAUUGGGAGGCAGAAAUCAGAGGUGGCAGCUGAGGCCGUGCGUAAAAUAAACCCCAGCAUAAAUAUCACGUCUCACCAGAACCGUGUGUGUCAGGAGAGCGAGAGCAUCUACACACACCAGUUCUACAGCAGCCUGGAUGGAGUAGCAGCAGCACUGGAUAACGUGGAAGCCCGAGUGUAUUUGGAUGAGCGCUGUGUGCGGUACCAAAAGGCCAUGUUAGAAGGAGGGACUCUGGGUGGUAAAGGUUCUACACUUGUGGUGGUUCCACACCUGACUGAAUCCUAUGGACCAGCGCCGUCUUCAGGACAGAAAGCUUUUCCAUUGUGCACGCUGAAGCACUUCCCUCAUCGCAUAGAACACACACUGCAGUGGGCCAGAGAGCAGUUUGAAGGCCUGUUCAACCAAUCACCAGAGAAUGUAAACCAGUAUCUAUGUGAUGCUGAUUUCUGGGCUCGUACUGUUGGCCGAGGAGAGGCCGAGGCCGUCGAGGUGGUGGAGGCGGUGUAUAGAAGUCUGAAGGACAGACCCCGUGGCUGGCAGGGCUGUGUGGCCUGGGCUCGUUUGCAGUUUGAGAGCUUUUACAAAAAUGACAUCGCACAGCUGCUCUGCUGCUUCCCUCAUGACCAUGUAACUAGCUCAGAUCUUCCUUUCUGGAUGGGAGAUAAAAGAUGUCCUCAUCCCUUAACCUUUGACCCAGCCAACACCACCCAUAUGGAUUUUAUCGUGGCCUCCGCUAACCUGUAUGGGCAGAUUUAUGGGAUUGAGGGAUCAACAGAUCGUGCUGAUAUGAUAAAGGUCCUGGAAGGAGUGCAUGUGCCACCGUUUCAACCAAAAUCCAGUGUGACGAUUGCCGUGGUGGACGAGGAGCUGAAGGAAAGCAGGGAGGGGAGAAAUGAUGAGGACCAAGCCAAGCUGGAUGAGCUAAAGCAGAAAUUGUCAAGCCUCCAGAUAGCCGGUCAGAAGUGUCGGAUGUUCCCUCUAGAAUUUGAAAAGGAUGAUGACAGUAAUUUCCACAUGGACUUUAUAGUGGCAGCGUCUAACCUGAGGGCAGAGAAUUAUGAUAUACCAGCAGCAGAUCGGCACAAGAGCAAGCUCAUUGCUGGUCGCAUCAUCCCUGCUAUCGCCACAACCACAGCAGCAACAUCAGGCCUCAUGUGUCUAGAGCUCUAUAAGCUAGUGCAGGGACACCAGCAAAUCAGCUCCUUCCGUAAUUCAUUCCUUAACCUGGCAACCAGUUACUACUUCCUUUCACAACCAUUGAAGGAUCCAGGCUUCACAGUUGCGGGGAAAGAGUACUCCCUCUGGGACCAGAUUCUGGUGCAAGGAAGAAAAGAAGGACAGGAGGAAAUGACAGUGGAAGAGCUGCUGAAAUACGUCAAGGAAAACUACCACUUGGAAAUCACGGCUCUGUUUUAUGGACCUGCAAUGCUGUACCCGAAAGACGAUGAUCGACUUAAACAGAGCAGAGUGUCAGAAGUUGUCCAGAUGGUCACCAAGACUGAGAUUCCUGCUCACCUGCAGAUGCUGGAGAUCAUUCCUUCUUUCAAGGAGGAUGAGGAUUGUGAGAAGGUUCCACCAGUUAGGUACCUCUUUAGAUGAGGUCAGCAAGAUGGGAAUGCAAAAUAAAGUCAACUGUUUUCAAUGUCAGCUUUAUCACAUUGUUCUAGUAAAAAGAAAAUACUGUUCAUUCUCUUUAUAAUAGUUUCUUUAAUUAGCUCUGUGAUUUCUCUCUCUCUCUCUCUCUCUCUAUCACACUAAAAAUCUGGGAAUUCUUUUUCAUUCAAUGUAGGAAAUAAAAUGAAGGUUAUAGAAUUUAAUGAAUAUUUAAUAUUUAAUAUUCUGCACUUAUUUUAUCUCCCUAUUUAAAUGUAAGCAAAUUGGUGAUAUUGAGCAUGUUAACUGCUUUGUGCAGAAGGUCAGAUUUUCCUCAUGUCUAAUCUCUUCUACUAAAACUAAUGUGUAAUCUCUUCUGGAGUGUUCAGGUGACGUUCUGAUGGAUUUGAAAUGGAUCGUAAUGUUUUGCACAAACUUGUGAAGUCCAUGUCAGCUCGAGUGCACCCUGUCAUUAAAGCAAAAAAGGGGGAUACUUUUUAUGUAUGAGAUUCUUGUUAAUAUGUUAAUAUUUCUAAUGAAUUGUGUUGGGUUCAACUGGAAAAGAAUGAGAAAGAGAAACAUUUUUCAUGAGAGAGAGGUUAAUGAUAUAUCAGGAGCCAAUAUUCUCUCUAACAUUCAAGUCAAAGAUAGUGAUCAAAUGCGUCCUCUUGUUAGUGAGACACUGUGACACCUGUAACACUGCCUCUGUUCACCCCAGUGUUUUGUCAUACACAGAUUAUCACACACUGCUAUCAGCUUAUCAUUUAAAACAAUGUAAACACUCUAAAGAACACUCUAAUCUUGUCUGCUCCAUUUUAUUCAAAGGCUUUUUAUUUGAGUUAUACAUUGUUAAACCUCUUUGCUACUCUCAUGUCCUGCAUUUGUUUAUAAUAUGGAGGGUGGGUGCAUGCAUUGUGGGUAAUUAUACAGGGACUGGCUGAAACAAUGGGACAGCUAGCUCAGAGGUGCUGCAGAGAACAUGCUAAUGUGUAAAUCUGCAAGCUGAAAAUUUCAAGCUAUUACUCUUGACCAGCUGUGUAAAUACAUUUUUUUGUCAUGCACAGGACAGAACCAAAAGAAAUAACUCAUUCCAAACCUUACGCCAUGUCUAUUAAGGUGACAUAGUAAAAAUAAAGACAGAUUAUCAUUUUUGC